Ornithodoros turicata is the source of this 4634-nucleotide messenger RNA. It is a transcript of the gene dia, whose product is annotated as protein diaphanous-like. The transcript is spliced from 26 exons. Gene Ontology annotation, molecular function: actin binding; small GTPase binding. Gene Ontology annotation, cellular component: actin filament. Gene Ontology annotation, biological process: actin filament polymerization; actin cytoskeleton organization. Lineage: Eukaryota; Metazoa; Arthropoda; Arachnida; Ixodida; Argasidae. The coding region runs from base 122 to 3469 and encodes 1115 amino acids. The record is from RefSeq and is a predicted model, not a curated record.
CACGGGGUUCCACAGUCGCAAAGACAGGUAAUGGUGGCCGUUUGGGUGGAGUGGAGUUGUGAGAAGUCGGGUAAAAUAAGCUACAUCGAAACGCUUUAGGAUGCCAUGAAGGUUGGCUAUCAUGUCUAACAGAAAGUCGGCAAUGUUGGUGGUUAAACGUCUCGCACGCUCUCUCUCAUUGGAUAGAAGUCCUGGUUCUCUCGACAUGUUUGGGAGCCGAGGCCGCAAGAAGCCCCCCAAGUGCGUCAGUGACGGGGGAGGGAUGACCCCGGGGGCAGCCACAGGGGGGGCCACCCCCGACCUCCUGGGCGAUCCGGCACUGGAAGGAUAUAACAUCAAUACGUACAUCAACAGACUCUCCGACGAAGAAGUCAAUAGGGAGUUUGAAAGCAUGCUUGACGACAUGAACCUGAGCGACGAGAAGAGAAAACCUCUCCGAAACCGGACCCUAAUGGAAAAACGUGAAAUGCUGUGUCACUUCAAAGGAACCUCCACUGCCAAACGGAGUAGUCGUUAUGAAACACCCGACGAAUAUGUCAGUUAUCUCAGCCUCGACCACAUGUCACCGGAGAAGCUGUUUCGAGUCAUCGAAUCACUGCGGAUAGCGCUCACAAAUAACCCCGUCAGUUGGCUGAAAGAAUUCCUCGAACGUGGCAUGGACAAACUGUUGAAGAUAUUACAGAGAUGCAAGCUUCACAGAGAUGUAAAGUACGAGAAAAUUGAACACGAAGUCAUCCGUUGUCUUCGUGCACUCAUGAACAAUACGCCCGGCCUGAGGUACGUCUACGAGCACGAGACUGCGCUGACGAUAGUUUCGGCCAGCAUGAACGUCACAAAGCCCCACAUCAUGGUUGACGCGGUCAAGUUAUUGGCUGCAGUCUGCCUCGUAGGACACGAGAAGGUACUCAAAGCAAUCACGGAGUACGGUGAGAUAGAAAACCAGGAGCGCUUUGCCCCCAUCGUUGCAGGUCUUGGUUGCCGAGGCAACGAUUCUUUAAGGGUAGCAUGCAUUCAGCUCAUCAAUGCUCUUGUCUCGAAUACGGAAGACUUCGACUUUAGAGUGCACCUCCGGAACGAGUUCAUGAGGACCGGCAUGAUGGAUAUUUAUGAGGAGCUACAGAGUGAAGUCGUCCAAAGUAAAGAGUUGGAGGUCCAGCUCAACGUGUUUAAGGAAACGAAAGAUUUUGACUUCGAGGAGCUGUCGCAACGUUACGAAAAUGUUGUGCAAGAAUUCAAUGACCCUGUGGAGUGUUUUGAGCUGAUUCGCAAUGCAGUGAAGAGUACGCCUGCAGAAAUGUGUCUGUUGUCUAUAUUUCAACACAUGCUCUGCAUCAGGGAUGACGCUUUAAUCAGGCCUGCAUACUACAAGCUCAUCGAAGGCUGCAUAUCUCAAAUAGUCCUGCACAAGAACGGCUGCGACCCUGAUUUCCGGAGGUCCGCGCUCUUCAGCGUUGACCUGGAAACAAUUUUAGACAGUAUAGUUCAGUCGUCGAAACACGAAGACCCGUUAGAAAUUCAGCAGCUUCAGAAGAAGCUCGAAGAAGCACUGACGCAGAAGCAGGAGUGUGAGGCCAAACUGGCAAAUUAUGAGGCUAGACAGAGUGGACAAGACACGAUGCAAAACGGAACAGGUGCCAAACUGACUGUGCCUCCGGGCCUUCUACAAGGCCAGGGCAUCCCUCCUCCGCCUCCCAUGCCCGGAAUGGGCGGCGGCAUCCCCCCUCCCCCACCCAUGCCCGGGAUGGGUGGGAACAUUCCCCCUCCCCCACCCAUGCCCGGAAUGGGUGGAGGCAUUCCCCCGCCGCCCCCAAUGCCCGGGAUGGGCGGAAUGCCUCCUCCGCCUCCCCCCAUGCCUGGGAUGGGGGGUGGCAUGCCCCCACCUCCACCUCCGAUGCCAGGAAUGGGUCCGCCCCCGCCGCCUCCACCAGGGUUGAUGGGCAUGAUGGGGAGAAUGCCAAAUGCGGGGAUGGGCUCCAUGCAGGGAGCGGAGGUGCUCCCUCACGGGAUGAAGCCCAAGAAGAAGUACAACGUGUCCACGACAUUGAAAAGAGCAAACUGGAACAAGAUUGCACCACAAAAGGUGUCCAAAAAGGCAUUCUGGCUGAAGGUUCAUGAGGAGGAGCUCGAGAGCGAAGAAAUCUUUGAUGGCCUUGUCUCACGGUUCUCAUCUGCACCGCCCAAGAAAAAGGAUAAGGAGGAAAAGGAAGACAAGCCCGUGGCCAAAAAGUCCAAAGAGCUGAAGGUCCUCGACGGCAAGGCCGCGCAGAACUUGAUGAUUCUACAGGGUUCUUUAAAAAUGUCAGCCGCGUCAAUACGAGAUUAUAUUCUCGAAGUCGAUGAGGAGCACUUGACAGACGCAAUGUUGCAGCAGUUGAUCAAGUAUAUGCCAGAAGCCGACCAGCUGAAGAAGCUGUCUGAACUGAAAGACAACCUCGCUGACCUCGCUGAAGCUGAACAGUUUGCUAUUACGCUGGGAAGUAUAAAGAAACUUCACUCAAGGUUGGAGUCUAUCAGCUUCAAGUUGAGGUUUUCAGAACUUGUACAAGACCUCAAGCCUUGCAUCGUGGCUGCUACAGAAGCGUGUCAGGAAGUGAAAAGCAGCAAACAGUUUGCCAGGCUCCUUGAACUGAUCCUUCUUCUGGGGAACUACAUGAACACUGGCUCCAGAAAUGCACAGUCAAUUGGCUUUGACAUCAGCUUCUUGCCAAAGCUCAGCGGAACCAAAUCGCACGAUCAGAAGACAACGUUACUCCACUUCCUGGCAGAAACAGUGGAGCAGAAAUUUCCCGAGGUGCUGGGCUUUACGGACGAAUUAAGCUAUAUUGAGAAGGCCGCAAGAGUUUCCCCCGAACAACUGGAAAAGAAUCUGAAUCAAAUGAAGAAGCAUCUUUCACAGCUGGGCACUGACUUGAAGACCUUCAAGCCGCAGGGUCCCAAUGACCGUUUCAGCGAUGUUCUCACUAGCUUCUAUGAAGAUGCGAAGAAGGAACAUGAGCUUUUAUCUGGCAUGUUCACGAAGAUGAAAAAACUCUACGACGAACUGGCAGAGUACUUUGUCUUUGAUGCCAAAAAGUACACUCUGGAUGAGUUCUUUGGAGAUCUGAAGACGUUCAAAGAGCAGUUUGUGAUGGCGCACGCGGAAAACGUCAGGGCACGCGAGCUCGAAGAAAAACGACAGAGAGACAAAGAAGCGAAGCUGAAAGCGGAGAAGGAGAAACAGGAACGUCUUGCAAAAAAGAAGCAACUGGUGGACAUCAGCUCUGCGCAAGACCAAGAAGGAGUAAUGGACAGUUUACUCGAAGCGCUCAAAACGGGAUCAGCCUUUUCGCACAAGCAGCGACGGCGGCCAGCACGCACGGCUGGUGCUGCCAAAGCACAGCUCGCAAGAACACGCUCACGAGGGCCCGGCACCAUGUUCACCGCAGACACAAACCACGUGGACCGUCGACCCAUCGCUCAGCUGAGCUGAUGACCAACAUCUGCCUUUUCCCCCUGCUCCAACUUUGCUAGAACAUUGUUACGUGAAUUUUUCCUUCUCUUCUCAUUAGCGGUAGAUUGUAAAGCACUAAACAUGACUUGUACAUACGCAGUUACGACGACGGUUUUCCCAUAUGAUAGGUAAAAGUGAUGCUGAAGUGAGGUUCGUUUUUAACAUAGUUUUAUCAAACUGUUUUAUGUAAAUUAGGAAGAUAUAGUUACUAUGUACAGGACAUGAGUUUGAUGUUGCAUGUGAAUUAAAUGAAAGAGUGUUGAUGCAGAAUAGGAAGCGUUACAGGUCAGGGUCAAGCACUGGUGUACACGGGGGAGUGGGGAUGGGGGGGAACGCCCCGCCCCUGUUCCUCCCUGUUUGAGACUUAGAAAAAUGGCCAGCCCUUGCAAAGCCAUCGAGAUACUCCUCCACAUAGUCCUGCCCCUAAAUUUCUGGCUGUUACAUUUUGUCUCUAGCUACGAAUCUCCUAUAAUGUUCUGGUUCUUUAAGUCUCUCUUGCAAUUCUGUCUUUGUCAUUCACAGAGUAACCUCAGCCUUGCGUUAAAAUAGGUAUAGACAUCCCUUGUUGCAAACAAACACUGCACAUUCGCCCUAAUUUUUCCUGUAGUUGUACAAAGUUUCAUUGCGAGGGACCACACCAACAGUUGUGUAAGGUUGCUAACCUUACACUCUGCGCUGUGAUUUUUUUUAACGACUGUCACUCCGUGGUGACUUGCCGAGGCAGCACCCGAAGCCACCCAGGAUGGUGGUCUUGGGUGGUUCUGCGUCAUAAUAAUUAAAAGCAGAAGCCCUUACAGCAACUGGGUGGGGGCUGCCACGCGUUUAGAUAAUGUGCUCAAGAUACGACACUUUGUGAUAAGACGGUUCAAUAAAAGUAUUUUUAUAUACAUUUACAACAGAGAGUUACAAUUAGAGCUAUGUUCAGAAUCCUGUUAGCGUACCUGUGACAAAAAUUAGGAGGGAUGGUUGCUGAUAUUGUUUUUAGGUACAGCGUCUAGUACUUGAAUGCACAAAAUGUAAAUUGCUGCUUGCGGUUAAGCGUUCAUGUGUACAUAUUUAUACAUACACCUGUUAUAAAUGAGGCAUUGCUUGACAGAGCUUGAUAAUAAAUUAAUUGGCAAAUUAUUUCCAUGCCUUUGCCCCA